This is a messenger RNA of Saccostrea echinata, 1116 nucleotides long. RefSeq names its product zinc finger protein ZFP2-like. Lineage: Eukaryota; Metazoa; Mollusca; Bivalvia; Ostreida; Ostreidae. The record is from RefSeq and is a predicted model, not a curated record. Gene Ontology annotation, molecular function: DNA-binding transcription factor activity, RNA polymerase II-specific; RNA polymerase II cis-regulatory region sequence-specific DNA binding. Gene Ontology annotation, cellular component: nucleus. The transcript is spliced from 5 exons. The coding region runs from base 151 to 1116 and encodes 321 amino acids. Gene Ontology annotation, biological process: central nervous system development; regulation of transcription by RNA polymerase II.
UUGGAAUGUUCCGAAUCAGACGUAACCAACAGCAGCCCAGAACAGAUAGUCCCUGUAGACAGACCAGUCAGAAGAAACAGAGAAAGAACAUGGCUGCCUUGUGAUAUAUGUGGAAAGAAAUUUGACCGUCCAUCGCUUCUGAAACGACACAUGCGGACACAUACGGGUGAGAAACCCCAUGCCUGCGACGUGUGUGGAAAAGCAUUCUCCACAUCCUCCUCCCUGAACACACACAGACGCAUCCACAGUGGAGAAAAACCCCAUGUGUGUAAAGUGUGUGGGAAGCGGUUUACUGCGUCUUCAAACCUCUACUACCAUAGAAUGACACACGAUAAGGAAAAGCCCCAUAAGUGCACCCUGUGCUCCAAAUCCUUUCCCACGCCCGGAGACCUUAGAAGUCACAUGUACGUCCAUAAUGGCUCCUGGCCCUUCAAGUGCGAAAUCUGUCACCGGGGAUUCAGCAAGCAAACCAACCUGAAAAACCACGUGUUGCUUCAUUCCGGAGAUAAGCCACAUGAAUGCAUUCUCUGCGGAAAGAAAUUCGCCCUUCAGUGCAAUCUGAAAACUCACAUGAAAACGCACGAAGCCUCAUCUGUACAAGAUAAUUGUAUCAAAUGUGGAAAGUCGUUUGUACCCAGUCAGAGUUCUCCAAAGCGAGUCUGCUCACAAUGCCUGAAGGUCAAACCAGAGGACACGGAAAACGGACCAAAGAAAAAAAGGAUCACAGAUUUCAGCAUCUCAAGACUGACCGAAGCAACACCGAAGAAGAUGUCUUUUUCCCCAUAUCGUGCGAGCAAGUCUGCCAGUAGUGAAGGACAUUCACCGUACCCAAGUCCGGAGUUCCUCCAUUCCUCUCCAUAUUCCCCUAAACUAGUUCCCCCACCAUUUGGACAUUCCCUGUUGUCACCACUACAACCAAACAACGUUUUAGCGAACACUGUCCAUUUUUCUCAUGCUAUAAUGUCUCCCUUCCAUUCACGAUUUUUCCAAAGUAGAGGUACCAGCAAUCUACCUAAACCUUUAUUUGGAGAGGAUAUGUCCUCCGGAAGUGACGCACCUUCACCAUAUUCAAGGGUAUCGUGGCCAGGAUCCCUCUCACAUCACCAAGGUUACUGA